CAAAUGCACACACAUGCAUGCACACAAACUUGUUUAGAAUUUAACAUGUGCUGUCCUGGAGCUUUCAUUUUAUUUGUGCAUAAUAUUGUACAUGAAUGGAUUUCUGAAGCACUAACACUGAGUGCAAAGAAUAAUAUGAAUAAUACACACCAGAAAUAAAUCACUGCCCAUAUGGCUGUAUACAAGCCUUUGAAGAGAAGAUUUGGGCCACAUUUUAUAUCUCUAACUAAGCUGUAAUGGAUCUGAAAGAAAAAAAACAAACUUGGGUCACUAGUGAACUGAGCCUAGAAUGGGUUAACUUGUUCCAGUUAGAGAAGGAAAUGGGAGGAGACUGGCACUCUGACGACACUGCUGAAAGAGAAACUAAAAGGAGGAAAAGAGCCGAGCCGUGUGUUUUUACUUUCCUUUACAGAUCUGAAAGAUUUAGAAAAACCUACACACACCAGAUAUGGCUUCCGCUAGUAGUCUAAUGGCUGUGGAGAAUUUCCUUUGUUCCAUCUGUCUGGAUGUGUUCACUAAACCUGCAUCGAUUCCGUGUGGACACAACUUCUGUCUUAAGUGUAUCACAGACUACUGGGACACUAACAAUAUUGUAUUCCAAUGUCCACUGUGUAAAGAGGAAUUCUGCAGCAAACCAAUGCUUCGAGUCAACACUUUCAUUGCUCAGAUGGCUGCAAAGGUCAAGACACAUGCUCAAGAAAAAUCUUGUGAAACUCCUGAACAAGCAGGAAAUGGAAAUGUGCUCUGUGAUAUCUGUACAGGGGCAAAGCUCACAGCCCUCAAGUCCUGUUUAGUGUGUUUCAUGUCUUACUGCGAAACGCAUCUGGAGCCUCAUCAGAGAAUUUCAGCCUUGAAGAAACACAAGCUGAUACACCCAGUUGAAAACCUGGAGAGCCGGAUAUGCAAGAAGCAUGAUGAGCCUUUGGAGCUGUUUUGCAGGGUGGAUCAAAUGUUUCUGUGUGGGUCCUGUAAAGACAGGGACCAUAAAACCCAUAAGAUAGUGAGUUUGGAGGAGGAGGCUCAAAUGAGGAGAGCCCAGCUGGAAACAGAAAUGAAAAGCUCAGAUCAGAUGAUCCAGGCGCGUCAGCAGAAAAUUCAGGAGAUUCAACACUCAGUGGAGGCUAGCAAAAAUAACGCAAGGAAGGCGCUGUCAUACAGCACGCAUGUGAUGGCUGCUGUGGUGGACUACAUUAAGAAAAGCCAAGCUGAGCUGACUGAGGUAGUUCAGACAAAGCAGAAAUUAAUUGAAACAGAGACAGAAGGCUUCAUUAAAGAACUGGAGGAAGAAAUUACAAAAAUAAAGCAGAACAACUUGCAGCUUAAUCAGGUUUCACUCACCAACGACACCUUCAUAUUCCUUGAGAAUUUACUUUCUCUUACCAUCACUCCGCCCCAGGUUAAGGACUGGUCUGGUGAGAAGAUUCACAGUGAACAGUUUACUGUGCAGGGAGCCUUGACCAAGCUGGAGACAACAGUGAUGACAGAAAUAAGGACGCUGUGUGAUCCCAACUUGAAAGAAAUGCAGCAGCAUGCUGUGGAUGUGAGUCUAGAUCCUGACACAGCAAAUCCUUUUCUCAACGUUUCUAAAGAUGGGAAACAAGUCACGCAUGGCGACAGAAAGAGGAAUCUCCCAGACAAACCAGAGAGGUUUGAUAAUGUCCUUAAUGUCCUUGCAAAGGAGGGUUUCUCCUCAGGAAAGUUUUACUAUGAGGUCCAGGUCAAAGGCAAAACACAAUGGGAUUUAGGAGUUGCAAACCAGUCCAUCAACAGGAAGGGCGAUAUAAGAUUGAGCCCUAAGAACGGAUACUGGACCAUCUGGCUGAGAAAGGGAAAGGAGUUUACAGCCAAUGCCGGACCUGCCAUUUACCUCCAUGUAAGGGAGAUGCCUCAAAAGGUUGGGGUGUUUGUUGAUUACGAGGGGGGUCAAGUUUCCUUCUAUGAUGUGGACUCCAGGGCUUGCAUCUUCUCCUUCACCGGAUGCAACUUCACAGAGAAGCUCUUUCCGUUCUUCAGCCCCUGUUCAAAUGAUGGCGGCAACAAUUCUGCCCCCUUGAUCAUUACUCCUGUCUACAACAGCUGAGUUUUUGUUAUGUUUUCUGGGUCUGUGAAAGAAAAGGAGACAAAGUGAGGGACUUGGAGAGAGAUCACAAAUGUAGAACACUGACAUGUUUUUAUCUGGUUUAUCUGUGAAACUCCACUGUGUCAUUCUGUUUCUCCCAUCCAUCACUGUCAGAGCUGUGUGUCACUUUGUGUGUCGCCUGCCUCACACAAACAGCUAUAGAUCUCCAACAGAGUCCCCAUGCAGCCAUCAGGACAUUCACACAAACAAACACACACACACUGAUCGCUAGGUUGGAAAACAAAACAAUUAUGAUCUGGCCACUUUAUGUGAUACUUUAAUUGUGAUACUUUAAAGCUUUAAAUAUUUUACAGCAUUUGUUUUGUGCUUCUUUGAGUGUCACAUAUCAGGACUACUUGUGACAUGAUGGAUGGGCUUGAUACCUAUGGCAGGUUGAAAUAACUAACUGUGUUAAAAAAAAAAACACUUUGACCUACAUGAGAUACACCUCAGGACAGCAUAUACACAGAUGAACCCCACUACACAACCUGCAAUGGAAAAUAAAACAGCACUCUAUGGUAAUGACUUAACAGCAUACAGAAAAUAUUAAAAGAAAUAAAAUUACUCAAGGGUAGUUAGUGAAUGGAUCACAAUACUGGAGCCUGACAGGCACAUAAUGCCAUGUCCUCUAAUUAAAAUUAGCCAAAGCUAAAAGGUGCAGGCUUUCCAAGUUCAAACGCAGCAAAACUGUCUGAUUAGGAGAGACUUAAGCAACCGUUUAUUGAGCAGAGCCAAUUAAAGUGUAUGUGCUUGUUGAUGUAUACCAUUUAAUUUUGGGUGGGGGGGAGACUGUUAGCAUCCAUUAUGUCAGCAAGUGCCCCAAAUCAACAGCAAGUGACAAAGCCCUUUAGCAGCCAUAGCAAUUACGAUGGGAAGGAUUAAGUUAGGUAGUGUUGAUAUAAAACGAAGGAAGUUGGGGGUGGAUGAAUACGUCAACACAAUGUACUUUAACGCGGGAAAUCACUGUUUAAGGCAUAAUCAUUAUUGUCCCUGAAUCUUAACCAUGUGUUUAUUACUGUAACCAUCCCCAAACCUUAACAAAGUAUGUGUUCUAACCCUGUUGGUAGAGGCAUCAAAUCAGAAAACGCUUCUAUGUGUCAUAUUAGGCUAUUCUGUUGUUACUUUGAGGACUUUUUUUAUGUCAUGAUUGUUUUGCAUUUCUUAAAUGAGGCUUUUUCUAAUCUCAUCUGAGACAUUACACACAUGAUAUACAUGUAGAAAUCUUGACUAAGUCAUGAAUCGUCUAUAUUAAUGCUGAAAGAAAUACUAAAUUAAAUGAUUAGAUAAUAAACAGAAAAUGAAUCAUCAACAAUUCUGACAGUUGAUCUGUUAUUAGUAAGUAUUAAAGUAGUAGUAUAUAAAAUGCCAAACAUUUGAGGGUUUGGGGAAUGCUUUGCUGCUGUUCUCUCUUAUAUAUAUCACUGUAAAGUAAAUAAUUUUUUUCUAACAUUUUAUUACAGUUUUAAAUGAUUAACUGACAAAAUAAUUUAACAGAUUGUUUAAUAAUGAAAAUGCACCCCUUGUUUGUAUACUGUACUGCCUUGUGUUGGAAAGAUUAAAAAGCAUCUAAUGUUCACUGUCUGAGAUGCAAUAAGGGGGUAAAAAAAUAAAGGUGAUUUAGGUUGCAAGCA
Molecule: messenger RNA, 3750 nt
Organism: Micropterus salmoides (largemouth bass)
Lineage: Eukaryota; Metazoa; Chordata; Actinopteri; Centrarchiformes; Centrarchidae
Product: E3 ubiquitin-protein ligase TRIM21-like
Exons: 2
Coding region: 449-2080 (543 amino acids)
Molecular function (GO): protein binding; zinc ion binding
Source: RefSeq, a predicted model, not a curated record